Messenger RNA from Ahaetulla prasina, 8919 nucleotides. RefSeq names its product SUFU negative regulator of hedgehog signaling (gene SUFU). Lineage: Eukaryota; Metazoa; Chordata; Lepidosauria; Squamata; Colubridae. Gene Ontology annotation, molecular function: transcription factor binding. The transcript is spliced from 12 exons. The coding region runs from base 249 to 1676 and encodes 475 amino acids. Gene Ontology annotation, cellular component: nucleus; cytoplasm. The record is from RefSeq and is a predicted model, not a curated record.
AAGGUGGGAUUAUGUCAGCCUCUUCUUUCACUACAGCGUGAUUGGCGAAGACUGUGGCCUAUCAGGACUGGAGUCGGGGUGAGUGGGGGGACGCUUUUCUCCUGCUGCUGCUCCUGCUACUGCUGGGCCCUGCCGGGGUCGCGAAAGGAGUUUGGAGCGACCUUUGAUUUUCCUGCGGGGGUCGGGAUCGUCCCCCGCGCCCCCUCUCCGAGCUAAGUUUCUUCCCUCCGUCCUUUACGGGUUUCCUCAUGGAGACCGUCGCCUCCGUUGCUCCUGGCCCCGGAGCGGGACCGUUUCCCUCGCUUUUCCCCCCGGGGCUACACGGGAUCUACGGCGAGUGCCGGCGACUGUACCCGGAGCAGCCCAACCCCCUGCAGGUCACGGCGAUUCUCAAAUACUGGUUAGGUGGACCGGAUCCUCUGGACUAUGUCAGUAUGUACAGGAAUUUGGGAAGUCCAAAUCAAAAUGUUCCUGAGCACUGGCAUUAUGUAAGCUUUGGACUAAGUGACUUGUAUGGUGAUAACAGAGUGCAUGAGUUUACUGGACCAGAUGGGCCAAGUGGUUUUGGAUUUGAGCUGACAUUUCGACUUAAGCGUGAAACUGGGGAAUCUGCACCACCCACCUGGCCAGCAGAGUUAAUGCAAGGCUUAGCCAGAUAUGUCUUCCAAUCAGAAAAUACAUUCUGUAGUGGUGACCAUGUAUCAUGGCAUAGUCCAUUGGACAACAGUGAGUCUAGAAUCCAACAUAUGCUCCUGACUGAAGAUCCUCAAAUGCAGCCAGUUCAGACACCAUUUGGAAUUGUAACAUUUCUCCAGAUUGUUGGAGUAUGUACAGAAGAGCUUCAUGCAGCACAGCAGUGGAAUGGGCAGGGUAUAUUAGAAUUGCUUCGGACUGUUCCUGUAGCAGGAGGUCCAUGGUUAAUCACAGAUAUGCGACGUGGGGAAACAAUAUUCGAAAUAGAUCCACAUCUGCAACAGGACCGAGUUGAUAAAGGGAUUGAAACAGAUGGCUCAAAUCUAAGCGGUGUCAGUGCAAAAUGUGCCUGGGAUGACCUUAGCCGGCCACCAGAGGACGAUGAAGACAGCAGAAGUAUCUGCAUUGGUACACAUCCUAGACGAUUGUCUGGAAAAGAUACAGAACAAAUUCGAGAAACUCUACGAAGGGGACUAGAGAUUAACAGCAAGCCAAUUUUGCCACCAAUUAAUACUCAGAGGCAGAAUGGAUUGAACAGUGACAGAGCACCGAGUCGUAAGGACAGUUUAGAAAGUGACAGCUCAGCAGCAAUCAUUCCUCAUGAGUUGAUUCGCACAAGACAGCUUGAGAGUGUGCACCUAAAAUUCAACCAGGAAUCAGGAGCAUUAAUUCCACUUUGUUUAAGAGGCAGAUUAUUACAUGGUCGGCACUUUACAUACAAAAGUAUUACAGGAGAUACAGCAAUCACUUUUGUAUCUACAGGAGUUGAAGGGGCCUUUGCUACAGAGGAGCAUCCAUAUGCAGCACAUGGACCCUGGUUACAGAUCUUACUUACAGAAGAGUUUGUGGAAAGAAUGCUGGAAGACCUAGACGAUCUGAGUUCUCCAGAAGAAUUCAAGCUUCCAAAGGAAUAUAGUUGGCCUGAAAAGAAACUAAAAGUCUCCAUCUUAUCUGAUGCUGUAUUUGACAACCUACUCCAUUAAAGACAGCUGACGCCCACAAGUAGCAGCUUACUGUUUAUUGCCCAAGGACUAAUGGGAGCAUUGAGUAGAGUAAAAGUUGGUCCUCACAAUGUUGCUGCAUAAGUACAGCAGAAGAGAGGUUACUCAACAACAGUUCAGCCAGAAAUGUUCUUGUCUGGUUUUCUCCUUUUUCAUCAUGGCUGAACUCUCAGUAUCUGCAUAUGAAUGAGUACAAGGGUUAGACAGAGGAAGAAGUAUUCUAUUAUGAGUAGCAGCUUAAUACAUCUUCCACUAUUUUAACUGGCUCUAGAACUGCCUGCUGCCACCUUAGUUCAGGUUUUAUAUUCCUCAUCUGCAUUUAUUGUACACAUUUUUCACCUGUAAGCACAUAAGCACAUGUUCUCCAUAAUGCCAAAUUUCUUUUGUUAACCAAUAAUUCUCCUUGGCAGAAUUAUUCCUUUAAUGCAAGUUGCAAUUCCAAAAAGAAAGUAGGAUUCUUCACAUGUAUUGAGAGUAAAUAGAGUAAAAAUUACUCUAUUAUCUUGGCUCCAAGCAUUUCUUGUGGUUCAGCUGCAGUGAAGUUGGGCAGGUGGGUUUGGUUUCUUAGCUUAGAUUAGUUGAGUGUAGCUGAAUUUUAGGACCCAAAUUUUGAGCCCUAUAAUAAAAUAAGCCUUUCAUUUGCUUUUCUGUAAAGAAUGGAUAAUUCGUUAGUAAGAUAACAUCCAAAAACAGUUUAAUGAUAAUAAUAUCAGCAACAAUUUCCAAAUUGAGCCUGUGAAUAUUAACAGAUUUAGAAAGAAACCUAGCUGUAAUUCAGUUGGACUUAUUUCUAAAUAAAUGUAUGUUAAAUUAUAAGUUUUUAUAUAUUACUUUGAGAAUGUUUGGAGACAAUAAGCCCUCCCAAUCCUUUUCAGACACUUUAAUUGAUAAGAUAACCCUAAAUUAUUGGAUUAUAAAGCAUAUUAAAUAAUCGCUCAUUUCUUUUACUGAUGACCAAGCAAGAAAUAUGAGUGAUUAAUUUUAUAUGCUUUUCUCAUUGUACUCACUGAGCUAUAAAAUGAGUUAAUGGCUUGUCUUAUUUGUAUUAGCACUGUUAGCACUUCUGUUUUUAUGAAAAUUCCUGAUGCUGCACUCUUUCUGAAAAUUUCCACCAACUCUCUUUGUUUCAGGUCCUAGAGGUGCCCAAGAGCCUGUUUUCUUAUAUCAGCUUUGGAACAAAGCAUAUAAAACGUUUAAGUUUUGUUAAAACCAUUUCUCACUUUUUAUUAAUGUAAUAGAAUUGAAUUCUAAUGUAAAAGCCUCGAAUUUGCUCUGAUGAGUAUUGAUUGAAUCAGGCCUCUCCAGAAAUUGUAAUUCAUAUAGAAGUCUAAACUGUUUUUGAACUAUGUGAAAAUAUGUGCUUUUUACAACAGAGGUCCCCCAACCCUUGGGCUCGACCCACCACCGGGCCAUGGCCUAUUCUGAAUUGGGUUAUGCGAGUGGCUGGCCCGAGCGUGUGCAUGUAUGCACAACAACUUGCGUGAAUAGCGAGCUGGCAGGCACUCACCCACAUGUAUACCAGCCUACUGCUCAUGCAAGUCAAGCUGCGUGCCGGCCCGCUACUUGUGCAAAGCCUGUGUGCGCACACGGGUUGCCCCACGUUGGACCAUCAAGCAGCAAAGGUUGGGGACUGCUAUUUUAUAAUCUACAAAUUUUCAAUGGUCUUCAUCUGCAACUCAAAGGCUAGGUUAGAAUCACAUUGGACAAAAAAGGGAAAACUUUUUUAUGCGAUGACAUUUUGGGAAAAGAGAGAGAAAUAUACACUAAACAUGAGCUGGUCUUUAUGCAUUGUGAAAUACUGUAUUGUCAGUAAACUUUUUGGAUACUGUGAUGUAUUAACCUGAUAUUAGAGAUCAUAAAGCAAGAAGGCUUUGGAAUCUGUAAUAUAAGUGAGAGUCUUUUGGAAAGCCUAGUUCAAACUUUGUUUUGAGUAGAUAUUUAAAUAAAAUUAACAGUGUUAAAUUAAUAAUAGAAGAUUGCAAAGAUGUCCAGAGCUAACCAUAAGAUUCUCUGGAGGAAAUGCACAUGGGUGGUGCUCACAUAUACUGUGCAACCAAGAUCAUUAACCAUUAUUUGUUGAACAAGCCAGAGUCAAUUUUCUGGGUCAGCAGAGUGAUUGUGACUUUGAUCAGUUUCUUAUUUUCCCUCUAUUUCUUCUAUCAAUCAGGUGAUAUUUCAUAAUAUUCUUAACAAAAGUUAAAAAACAAGUUAAAGGUUGUGUUUGUUUGUUUGUUUGUUUAUUCAUUUGUUUGUUUGUAGGAAGAUUUGCUCUAUAAUUUGCUCUCUAAUUAAGCAAGUUGUAGCCCCAGGGCCAAGUGUGGUGCCCAGAUCUUCUUUUGAUAGCCCUCAGAUCUUCAUCCAGCUGUACUGCAAAUGUUGGCAGUACAAAUGAUGAAAAUUGCUAGCAUGGUUUCCCACCAUUUUAUGACUAAAUAUUCAUUAAAACUAGUAUAUGGUCUGUAAUACAUAAUGCAUUUUUUUAAAAAAAACAACAAAUCCCCUGCAAAAUCCAGAAAAUUCUACUUCUGCUCAUUUAUCUGAGAGCCUCAUCCACUCCUUAGCACCCCAGAAAAUAUGUAUAACUUCCAUCCUCAAAAAAGGUAGUCCUGAGGAUUUUGUGAUGAUUGUUAUAUUGGCUGUGUAAGAUUGAUGGAAUUGGCUUUGUUUACUUUUUUUUUUUGUUGGCGGUUUUGUUAGAUGUACACUAUAUUGGGUUUUUUAAAAAGAAUUUGUAGAGUUUAGAGAGCAGUUGUGUUUUGUGUAGGUUUGGUUUUGCCUGUGUCUGUUAUCUGAGCAUGGUUAGGUUUAUUUCUGUGAAAUGGGUAUUUUGUUGAAGUGUGUAUGCUUUGCUUUGGCAUUGGGAAGCAAUUUCCUAUCCUUUCAGGGAGGAGUUAGGCAUGGGGGAAAAUAGCCUGAGUAGCAGAAAUGCUGUGUAGUUUUUCCCACAGCUGUACUUUUAUUUAGUUUCUGAAGAAACUGAAGUGGGAAGCCUAUUCCUUAAUUUUUUUUGCUUCAAACUGUAAUUGGAUCUAACAUCAUUGAAAUGCUUUUAUAUGGAAAGAAAAGUGAUCCCUGCUGGUAAAAACAGAUAUGCUAGAGAAAUGACUAAGCUAGAGAGAGCCUUUCCUACAAGAUCUAAUUUAUUACAUAUAAAUAUUGUGUGUUUGUGUGUGUGUAUGCACCUUUUAAUUUUAAAAAGAGCAGCUGACCUGGAGAAAUGUUCCAACUAAUUCAGUAUCUUGCUUUUUCACAGAUGCCUUUGAGAAUCUCAAAGGUCAAGAUAUAGCAAUAGCAUCCUUUUCACUUCUCAGGACCUAAUACUGAGAGAAAUAGUUAAGAUGAUAAAUCAUUGUUUUGAUCUUAGUCAUUCUGUCGUGGGCUCUCGGGAAUGUUUUCCUCCAACUAAAUUAGUUUAUGUAUAUAGUUUAUUUGGAAAUAUAUUCAUAACUGUAAUGGGGAAGUGUUAGUCACAACUGUCUCAUUGAUUUCUCUCUCUCUAGUUAACCCUCAGUUUGUUCUCUUUAAAAUUGAAUGAAAGGAGGCAGAGUCAGUAUACUGUGAAAUGCUAAACUGGAAUUUAAAAACAGUUGUUAAUUUCUCAUGAAGGAUCUACAAGUUAGAGCUAAAUAGUGUCUCUCAUAGGAUUUUCUGCAAGAUCCUAGUAUUUUCAGUGUUAUGUCCUGCAUGAGUAUUCAUUUUGGAGGGCAGAACUGACCCAUAUUUUUAAAUGACUUGUCUCGUUGGAUUUCCAGAGAGAGUGCAUUCAGUUUUUUUUAUCUACUUGAAUGCAACCACAAGUUACUGGCUUGGCAAAUCAAAGGUAUGGUGCUUUUAUGUAUUUUUGUUUAAUCAAUAACAAUUUAUGAUUGUUCUAGUUAGUUCCCUAAGGGACAACAUAAUAGAACAGGGUUUGGUCUCUCCUCCAACUCUUCAUGAGCAGAUACUCACACUGGCUAGUUAUGCUGGCUUUUUAUUUUUUCUCAACAUAAGGUAAGAAGAGUUUGCUUUGCACUCUUGUUCUUUGCUUGCUAGUUCCUGAAGUGUUUUACUGGAAAUAGAAGCUUUGGCUGCUCUUCAGUUGGUUUGCACCUGCUACUUAAUCCCUUCAGCACCUGGAGCAGUAAACAGCCUUCCUGGCUUGCCGCAACAAUUAUUAACUUUUAGUGCAGCUGUUGCACUAGUCAUAUGCCAGGAUAAUGCUAACAGAGCCACCAGACCAUUCCAGAGUGUUUAACUAUCAACUAUGAAAAAAAUUCUAUGUAAGUUAGUUAUCAUACAAGCUAUGAGUAGAAUAGAGAUUUGAAACUAUUGCACAUGUUGCAAGUUCUGGCCUAUUGCCUGUUUUGCUCCAAAGCUGAAUCCCACAAAAGCACUAAAGAUUUUUGUAAUGCAAAAAAGUAAAAGGUUCAAAAUAUAAACAGUUGGAUUGUAUUUAAAAAUAAACCAUUUAAAUAUACAAUCCUAUCACAAAUAACAUUUUAAACAUUUAAAAUCGAGGAUAAGCUACUUGAAAUAUGGUGGAAGAGCAAAAAGGAAGAAAGUCAUUGUUCGUUGCAGAAUCAGGUAUAAAAAAAGCUGGGCUCACCCUGAAGAAGACAAAAGAAAUAAAUAUUUGGAUGGCUAUUACAUUAAAUCCUACAUCUGUAGCCUUCACAAUAUCUCUUUAGAUUUUAUAUAAAUGUGUACAUCUUGAUUUCAUGUUUCCCUUUUGUCAGAUGGUGGUUGAGCAAAAGUGAGAUACAAACCUUUGAAGUCUCUGUGGGAUAUUUUGCAUUUCAGUCUGAUGAUCAGUGCAGAAUUAGAAGUGAAAGCAACUUCUAUGGCAAAUUUAAAAAGGAUUGCACUGUCAUUCCAUUGCAUUCUCUUCUCCAGUAGUAGGGACACCAUCACAACAUGCUUUAUAUGAACCCCUUUUGCAUAUAUAAGGGAAGUAAGGGAUCAGAGAACUACCGUAUAUACUCGAAUAUAAGCCGAUCCGAGUAUAAGCCGAGGUCCCCAAUUUUACCCCAAAAAACUGGGGUAAACUGGGGACUCGAGUAUAAGCCGAGGGAGGGAAAUGAGGCAGCUACCGGUCAGGGAAAGCCUCCCUCCCUCAGCCGAGAAGGCUGGCGGCUCCCCCGCCCCCCCCUCUCACUGCACCGGCAGGGCUUCCCCCCGCUAAUGCAAAAGCCCGCCAAGUUUGCACCAUCCGGUAUAAUGUGAAAAAAAGAAGAAAAAAAAAACACUCGAGUAUAAGCCGUAUAUACUCGAGUAUAAGCCGAGGGGACGUUUUUCAGCACAAAAAACAUGCUGGAAAAACUCGGCUUAUACUCGAGUAUAUACGGUAUUCUAUUUACAUAAGCAUUUUAAUGGUUUGAGACAAAAAUGUUUAAUACUGUUUCCCAUGAGUACUAUCCUUGCAGUUUUUAGGAAAAGAAACAAUGCCUUCCAUCUUUGGUAGCCCUGUGGCAUUUCAUUUCCCACUUAAUCUGUAUGUCCUUUUCUGCUAGACAACUUGAAUGUCAAAAUUAGUACUGUCUGAUAUAAAUUUAUAAGGAUCCCAGACUGACCCAUUCCUUAAUUAACUUGUCAAUAUUAUCUAUUAUUUUUCAUAUAUAUUUCUUUUCCUUUUUCAAAUUGCUUACAUACAAUCAUAGUAAGAGCUUUUAAUCUUUCUAUUGUUUUUCCCAAAACAGGUUUCUUAUUUUUAGCCAAUCAGUUUCCUAUAUUACAAAUAUUUUGAAAGAAACUCUCCUCACUUAGAGAGUUACGAUAUACUGGUAAUAAGUUCCAGACAAGAUGAGGGAUUCAUAUGUUUAAACUCUUUCUUCAACCAUAUUUUCUUUUCAGAAAUUGUUUUAAGGCUUUGUUGCCAACCAAUUGUUGUGGCAUCCUCCCUAGUUCUUAUUUUCCAUUUCAGGGCAAAAUUACAGAUUUCUUCUGUUAGACUCUUAUGAUAUAAAUAUUCAGUGAACAGAAGAAAGUGAUUCUAUGAUCUGGGUUCAGAGUAUAUACUAUAAUAUGGGUGCUGUGUAGCGAUGGGUUGCUACCGGUUCGCCCCAGAUUGGGCUCCGCCCACCUGUCCGGAUGCUUCUGCGCAUGCACAGAAGCAUCACACACACACACACACAAGCAAACCGGUAGUGACGGGUUUUGAAACCCGCCCCUGGCACUGUGGUUAAUACAAAUGGCUGUUGUGGGUGCUGGUUGAUAAGAAGAUGCAGGAGCACUCAAGUUUCUUGCUGGACCUUUUAAUUCCAGGUUAAGCUGAACUAGCUUUCUUACCAGUUUUACUUUUAAGGCUGAAACCCCCCCCAUUUAUCUUAGUGAAAGAAAAACCUAUUUAAAUAAUUUUAAAAUGUAUGAAAAGGUUCAAAAAUUUAACAAUACUUUAUGAACAAUGCUGCCCAUGACGUAGCUUUCUGGAGCUGUAUUUAAAAGUAGCAAAAACCCAUGGUGUGUGUCUGUGUGUGUGUUUGUGAACGUGUAUGUAAAUACAUGCACAGUUUAAUCUAGCUUAAGGACAUAAAAUUGGUAUUCAGUAGUAGCAGUUCUGAAUUCAACUGCAACUGAAAACAGCACAGGAGAGCUAAAAGUUUGAAUUGAGGUAGUAUCACACUUCGAAUGAAAAGAAGUAUCUUUCCUUUUUGAAUGGUUUUAUCUCAAUAGGAACUAGAGUUCUCUUCAGCAGAGGGCUUGCUAAUUUUUUUUUUCUUUUUGAAGGGAGAAGAACUCUUGUGGGGUGUUAGUUUUAUAUUUCAUAUGGCUGUACUGUAGUUCUAGGAAGCUUUAAACAAAUUGAAAUAUACUUUUGGAGAAAUUAAUUCUUAGACUUGUUCAGAUGCUAAUUCUGACUGCUGAGGCUGUUUUGAAAAACUUCAGCUGAGAUGAACAUUUUUGUAGUUCAUCUGUGUGUGAGUGUGUGCAUGUGUGAGGGGGAGGACAUGUGUGUGCGCGUGCAUUUCUCUACAAAUAUAUUAGAGUUACUGCAGAAAUUGACUGAAAACAGUUUACUUCUCCUGCAGUAAUAUUUCAAUAUUUUAGUAUACCCUUUUUCUACCAAAAAAAAAAGCAAUGAAAACCUAAACUAGCAGUUUUAAAAAUAUUUUAUAUUAGUUUGUAAUGUAUAUUCUUACAUUAUCACAGUGCUGGUAUGAACUACUUUUUUGUAAUAUUUUUGUGAAUCACAAAGCUUUUGUUUCCCUUCUGUGUAUUCAAAGUACAUUAAACCUGUUUGCAUAUUGUG